AUGGGCAAGAUUAUCUUCUACGAGGAGAGAAACUUCCAGGGCCGCAACUAUGAGUGCAUGAGCGACUGCCCUGACAUGUCCCCCUACAUGUCCCGCUGCCAGUCCUGCAGGGUUGAGAGCGGCUGCUUCAUGGUGUAUGAGCGCAACAACUUCAUGGGCCAGCAGUUCUUCAUGAGGAGGGGAGAGUACCCUGACAUGCAGCGUAUGAUGAGCAUGGGCAUGAUGUUCGACAACAUCAGGUCCUGCAGAAUGAUCCCCAUGCACAGAGGAUCCUUCAAGAUGAGGAUCUACGAGAGGGAGAACUUCGGAGGUCAGAUGCACGAGAUGAUGGACGACUGUGACUCUAUCCAGGAGCGUUUCCGCAUGUCCGACUGCCAGUCCUGCAACGUGAUGGACGGCCACUGGCUGAUGUACGAGCAGCCCCACUUCAGAGGAAGGAUGAUGUACAUGAGGCCUGGAGAGUACAGGAACUUCAGGGAGAUGAGCAUGGGAAUGGGAGGCAUGAGCCAGGGAUCCAUGAGGUUCAUGAGCAUGAAGCGUAUCAAUGAUAUGUGCAAUUAA
Molecule: messenger RNA, 561 nt
Organism: Oncorhynchus masou masou (cherry salmon)
Lineage: Eukaryota; Metazoa; Chordata; Actinopteri; Salmoniformes; Salmonidae
Product: gamma-crystallin M1-like
Exons: 3
Coding region: 1-561 (186 amino acids)
Biological process (GO): lens development in camera-type eye; visual perception
Molecular function (GO): structural constituent of eye lens
Source: RefSeq, a predicted model, not a curated record